This is a messenger RNA of Sphaerodactylus townsendi, 6767 nucleotides long. Its product is annotated as oocyte zinc finger protein XlCOF6-like. The transcript has 8 exons. Gene Ontology annotation, molecular function: RNA polymerase II cis-regulatory region sequence-specific DNA binding; DNA-binding transcription repressor activity, RNA polymerase II-specific. Lineage: Eukaryota; Metazoa; Chordata; Lepidosauria; Squamata; Sphaerodactylidae. Bases 2681 to 5347 code for a protein of 888 amino acids. Gene Ontology annotation, cellular component: nucleus. The record is from RefSeq and is a predicted model, not a curated record. Gene Ontology annotation, biological process: negative regulation of transcription by RNA polymerase II.
UAGGACCCUAAGCGGAGAAAGAGGAAGGGGGGGGGGGCAAUAGGAGAAGUUCCCUCUCGUCAUCCUCAAGUUCACUUAACCUGUUCCUGUUCCACAAAGAGCUGCUUUUUGUGCAAAGUAAAGAAGUCCCUCCGAAAAGAGUUAGGGAAUUAAGACCUGCAAGUGAUGUGAACAGGAAAGGGAUCUUUUAGCUUUGUUGAAGGCAAUCCCUAGGGUGUUGUGGGUUUUCCAGGUUUGCUUUGACACUCCAAAGGAAUGUCCAGAGUGGGACAAAGAACCAUUUGCAUUGCUUAAAAGUGUUAAGAGUGCAAUUUGCAUGUGUUAAGUGGAAUCCACCCAUUUUAGCAUAUGUAUGUAACACUGAGGUUGCAUAAUCUAUUAGUGAGGGCAUCUGCAUAGCAGUUGCCUGGCAUUUCUAACCAUUUAAUUUGCUUUCUGCAGAGUUGCCUGGCAUUUCUAACCAUUUAAUUUGCUUUCUGCAGAGAGACAUCCUGGUGUCUGGGUGGUGUUUGCUAACUGUUGUCUUGAUUCUAGUGUGUUUAAGUACUGGUAGCUAAAUUUUGUUCAUUUUCGUGGUUUCUUCCUUUCUGUUGAAAUUAUUCAUGUGCUUGUGGAUAUCAGUCACUCCUCUGUGUAGUCUGAUGUAGUGACUGUCAGAGAGGUCCAGAAUUUCUGUGUUUUCAAAUAACACUGUGUCCAGCUUAGUUUUUCAUGGGCUGCGCUACUGCUGAUUUUUCCAACUGAAUUAGUCUGCUAUGCCUUUCAUGUUCUUUGAUUCGUGUCUGGGCGCUUCAUUUUGUGGUCCCUAUGCAGACUUGUCCACAGCUGCAAGGUACACAGUAAAAUCCUGUAGCAGUUAAAGGAUCCCUCUUAUCCUUUGCUAAAUGUAGCAUUUGUUGAAUUUUCUUGGGUCUGAAGAUUGUUUGGAGGUUAUGUUUCUUCUAUAGUUUAAGUGAUUGAGUUACUCUGGAAGGAGGUGGGGUUCACAGAAUCAUGGAGAGGUCCUCCCUCCAAUCCCCUUUGUCUUUCUCCCUAUAGAAAUCAUGAUCCUUUGCUGCUUUUCUAUGGGUGUAUGUGAAGGGGGGUUCUCCAGGCUCCCCAGUUGCAAGAUGUCAUCAAGGUCAGCAGUGCCGUGUGCUGGAUGGAAGGAAAGAGUGAAGGCACCCUGUCUGGCAUGAAUGAGGAGACAUCCGUCUUUGACCUGAUUAAUACAGAGAUAGUUGACGCAGCCUCUCUUCUUGCAGUGCUAGCUUUCUAUGUGUGGGAAGUUUUUCGUGAUGCAAAUGAACAUUUGGUGUUACUAAAUUGAGAGUUGGAAUCUGCCAUCUGCUUUUUCCAGGGCAACCUAUCUAGAGGCAUGACCUGUAAAUUGUGGGCAAGUGUGGGGUGACCUAAUGCAAAAAUCAUAAGGAUCUAUGAGAAUCCAGGCUUUGACAUUUUUUCACCAUCCCAGAACCAUGAAGCAGUGGAUACCUGAUUUUUGCGGUGCUGCCUAUAGACUUAGACAUGCUCUACAAUAUGAUAUUGGUUUGGUUUUGUUUCAGGGUAAAAAUGAAAUGAUUUCGUAAGGAUCAGUUCAACUUCAUGUAGUCUGACUGUUACCCAGGCCCCUUUUGGACCCAAAUUCUACUGAGGUGUAGUGUUUCUAUAAUCUUUUUGGUCUAGUUCCUCCCUGUAGGGACCCAAAGAGGGUUAUUGUUGGGAAGGGGGUUUUCCAGGAUGCAGAAGCGUUUGGGAACUGAAAGAAAAGGAUCUUCCUUCCCCACCCCAAACCACCCCAGCACUAGAGGCCUGAGCAUGCUUCUCCCCCUCCAUGAUCCAUGGAAGGUAGAAAUCAAUUGAACAUAAUUUAAAGGGGACAGAAAGGGCUAAGGAAGAGGGAGGCUGGAGUAAGUGGACACUUAAUGAUCCUAAUCCUCCUAACCAGGGAUGCUUUGUGGCAAAGGGGCAGAGACCGUUAUUGUCCUUGGUAACCCUGAGUCCCCUGUGGGGGAGGGGGUAAAGAGUUGGAGUACUCCUCAUAAGGAAAAAAAAAUUACAAUCUUCCCAGAGUGAUUGGAGGCCUGAAGGUGCCACUUGCUUACCUCAGAAGUACUCUGGCUUUUAAAAUUUAUUUUUAUUUAUUUUUCUAUUCAUCUGCAUUGUUCUGGUUGUGAAUGUUAGAAUAGAAUCACAGAAUACACAGUUAGAAGAGACUACAAGGGCCACCAAGUCAAACUCCUGCCAUGCAGAAACACACAAUCAAAGCACUCCCAACAGAUGGUUAUCCAUCUCCUUCAGGUGGAAUCUGCUUUACCACAGCUUGAAUCUUCUCAGAGUAACUGGAGGGCUAAAACUGUAGCUCUCUUUCCUCAGGAGGACUUCAGCUUUUAAGAUUUAUUUUUAUUUACUUGAUUUGACAUCCAUUGUAAAACUAUACACUGAUAUAAUUAAUUGGCUAUUUGUCUGUAUUGUGAUGGUUGUUGCAAUGGGAAUUAUUUGAAUCUCCUCACAGUGAUCGGAGGGCCUGAAGCUGCCAAUUGCUUACCUCAGAAGGACUCCAGCUUUUUCAUAUAUAUAUACUUUUUGUGUAUAUAUAUACACACACACACAUUUUCAAGGCUUACAUGAAACUCCUAACAGACAACUCACCAAGGUGGAGCAAAGCUGCAAGUCUAUUCAUCUUGAAGCAACUGGCUUGAUGGAAGUCAGAAAAACUCAGGAAUUGGAAGAUAAUUCUCUUCACUGUCAACUGAGUAAAGACAUCUUUUCACAAUUGGAGGCGACCCAAUACACAGGGAAGGAGAUGGAAGAUCAGGACCCAGAAGGACCUGGACCUGGCAAGAGAAAAAGAAAAGGCCCCCAUUCCAUCCAAGCUGGGAGUAGUGCUGAGUUCUGGGAGACAGCUGUGCUAGGCAUCUGGAAUCAGGAGCCCUUGAACUCAGAAGUACUUUGCCGGCUCUUCCGGCAGUUCUGCUACUAUGAGGCCAAUGGACCUCGAGAGGUUUUCAGCCAGCUCCAUGGACUUUGCAACCACUGGCUGAAGCCAGAAAGGCACUCCAAGAAGCAGAUCCUGGACCUGGUGAUCCUGGAGCAGUUCCUGACCAUCCUGCCCCAGGAAAUGCAGUGCUGGGUCAGAGAAUGUGGGCCAGAGACCAGUUCCCAGGCAGUGGCCCUGGCCGAAGGUUUCCUCCUGAGUCAGGCUGAGGAGAAGAGGCAGGCAGAACAGAUGUGGGAUCCAUUAGUGAAGAUGGAAGCUGAGUUCUCUGAGAUGGAAAGAGUUUUGUUGGAGAAAGAGCAGCAUGGUCAGACUCAGGAGCAUGGCCAAGAUGUCAUCUCAUGUGCCAGUCAAGAGACAGUUUUGUUUCAUUUUCUUUGUGGAGAUGUGGAAACAGCUGCUGUACUUCCAGUCCAGGUUGCAGUUUCCUUUGAGGAGGUGGCUGUAUGUUUCACCGAGGCAGAGUGGGCUCUGCUGAAUCCGGAUCAAAGAGCUCUCUGCAGGGAAGUCAUGCUGGAGAACUAUGGGAGUGUGGCCUCUCUGGGAGCCAUGCAUGUAAGAGAGAUGGGAGUGGAGACAGACAAAGCCUCAGAAGAAAGCCUGGAGAGGUUUUCAAGAAGAUCUCAAGAGAGUAUUUCCUUCCCAGAUGACUUGGCUGCAAGUGGUGACUGGGCCUCUUCCUUCCUUUCAGCAGGACUUAGAGAGGAAAAAGUCAAGGGAUUCCAGGAGUUCCCUGUGCAAAAAGCUAAGGAAGAAGACUCCAAAGGAGAUGGACCAAAGAGUCAAGUGGAAGGCCAUACAGACAAGAGAUGGAAUAAGCCUUUUCUGUUCCAAGAUUUUCAUGAAAUCAUAGUCCAAGAAGAAGGGUCAACCAAAACAAGAAGGGACAAAGGCCUCAAUGCUAAGCAGAGAAUCCUCUCCAGGGAAAAUGAAAAAGAAAUUGUGACUUUUGGAAAGACCAUCCAUAAGAACAUGAGUCUUGGUAAAGGGCAGGAUUUCUGCAAAGUUAUCCACACAGUGGAGAAAGCAUAUAUGUGUUUGGAGUGUAGAAUGACUUUCCCAGAUCAAAACCAGUAUGAGAUACAUUUGCAAAUGCACAGUGAACUGAAGUCCCAUCAAUGCUUGGAGAAUGAAAAUAGUAUCCUAUGCAGUGCAGAGCUCCUCAGGCAUCAAAGCACACAUAUAGAAGAGAAAUCUUAUAUCUGCUCAGACUGUGGCAAGUACUUUUCACAGAAAUCAGACCUUGUUCAAUCCCAUAUGAUUCAUUCAGAAGAGAAGCCAUUCAUCUGCUUAGAGAGUGGAAUGACCUUGUCUGAUGGAAGAAAGGGUAAGGAACAUAUUCUGCAACACAGUAUAAUGAAGGAACAUAAAUGCUAUUGCUGUGGAAGGUUCUUCAGAUACAAAUCACAGCUCCUUGUACACCAGAAAAUUCACAAAGUGGAAAAACCUUCAAAAUGUGGAAAGAGAUUCAGUAAAAGUGAUAAUUUCCAAAUACCUCAGAUAACCCAGAAAGGAGAGAAACCUUUUGAAUGCUUAGAGUGUGGGAAGAGAUUCAGUCACAGUUGCAGUCUUAAAGCACAUAAAAGAAUCCACACAGGAGAGAAACCUUUUCAAUGUACUGAGUGUGGAAAGAGUUUCAGCCACAGUCGCAGUCUUCAAACACAUAAAAGAACCCACACAGGGGAGAAACCUUUUGAAUGUUCAGAGUGUGGAAAGAGAUUCCGUCACACUGGGAAUCUUCACACACAUAAAAGAACCCAUACAGGGGAGAAACCUUUUGAAUGCUCAGAGUGUGGAAAGAGAUUCACUGGCAGUAGCCAUCUUCAAACACAUCAAAGAAUCCACACAGGGGAGAAACCUUUUGAAUGCUCAGAGUGUGGAAAGAGAUUCAGUGAUAGUAGCCAUCUUCAAACACAUCAAAGAACCCACACAGGGGAGAAACCAUUUGAAUGCUCAGAGUGUGGAAAGAGAUUCAGUCGGAGUAGCAGUCUUCAGAAGCAUCAAAGGACCCACACAGGGGAGAAACCUUUUGAAUGCUCAGAGUGUGGAAAGAGAUUCAGUCACAGUCGCAGUCUUCAAACACAUAAAAGAAUCCAUACAGGGGAGAAACCUUUUGAAUGCUUAGAGUGUGGUAAGAGAUUCCGUCACAGCUGCAAUCUUUACACACAUAAAAGAACCCAUACGGGGGAGAAACCUUUUGAAUGCUCUGAAUGUGGAAAGAGAUUUCGUCACAGUGGACAUCUUAAGACGCAUAUGAGAACCCAUACGGGGGAGAAACCUUUUGAAUGCUCAGAUUGUGAAAAGAGAUUCAGUGAUAGUAGCAGUCUUCGAAAGCAUCAAAGAACCCACACGGGAGGAGAAACCAUUUGAAUGCUCUACAUUUGGAAAGAGAGUCAGUAAGAGUGGAAGUCUUCAGAAUCAUCAAAAAACGCACAUGGGGAUGAAACCUUUUGAAUGCUCAGUGCUGGGAGAUUCAGUUGGAGUAGCUAUCUUCAAAAACAUCAAAGAACCCACAUGGGGGAGAAAUCAUUUGAAUGUUCAGAGUGUGAAAAGAGAUUCAGUCAAAGUAGGUCUUGCACAUCUUCUCAGAAGACAGACGUAUGAUAAACUUUUGGAAUGCUUAGAGUGUAGAAGAAAGUUCAGUCACAGAGAUGCAGAUGUGAACAUUUGAGAACCAACACCAAGGAGAAACCAUUUGAAGGUUCAGUGUUGGGCUCCUGCCCUCUCCUCAGUUGAAAUAUUCCAAUUUGAUCCCCAAUCUUCUCUUUGUUCUUUUGAAGUGCACCCAUUUGAAAACUGAAAUUGCAAUGAGGGAAUCUUUUGAAUACUUCUGCUCAUGUCCAGAGCAGAUUUCAUCAUGGAGGCAGGAUGUCCCUUGGUUCCAAGGCACAUAUAUAACCAUAGCUCUACUUCAAAGAAUGUUUCAUCAAAGCAAAACAAGAUCAUUUCCAGUUAAUGGGUAAUCUCUGAGGCAUCAAAACAGCCCAACAUCCAAUCAAGUCAAGCACACCUGGUCCUUUGAAAAGUUACCCACCUUGGAGUAUCUGGUGUAAUUUGCAACUCUUCUCACUGAACUUUUAGUGCCAUAGAAUCAUACAGUUGGAAGGGACCACGAGAGCCAUCCCAACCAACCCCUUGCCAAGCAGGGACACAUAAAGCACUCCCAAGAGAUGGUCAUCCAACUUUUGUUUAAAAACCUUCAAAAAGAAUGCUUCACUACUGUCAGAGGCAGUGUAUUCUGUUGUUGAACAGCCCUUAUCAUGAGAAAAUUCUUCCUAAUGUUUAGUUAGAAUCUCUUCUCAUAGUUUGAAUCCAUUACUUUGUGUCCUGGUUUCUGGAGCAACUGAAAACAAGCUUGCGCCAUCAUUUUGUUAGUUUUGACCCAGCUCUCUAAUCUGUCCAGGUGAUUUUGAUAUUCUAACCUUGUCCUCUGGGGUAUCAGCAACCCCUUCUAAUUUGUUGCAAUCUGCAGAUUUGGUUAGCAUUGGACCCAGGACAGAAACCUGUGACACCCCUCAAGUCACUUCUCUCCAGGGUGAAAAUGAGCCAUUGGGAGAAAUAUAAGCCAAAAUUAUAUAGGAAAGUAUUGUCCUGGGUAUCUAGACUUCAAGCUUUGCAAAAUAUGCAGUGCCAAGAUGUGAAUGACUGGUUGAGAUAUAAAAAUUUGAUUACCAUAUAUACUUGUGUAUAAGUUGACCCGCAUAUAAGUCAAGGCACCUAAUUUUACCACAAAAAACUGGGAAAACUUAUUGACUCGUGUAUAAGUCACAGGUGGGAAAUUCAGCAGCUA